This is a messenger RNA of Paramecium tetraurelia, 2127 nucleotides long. RefSeq lists its product as uncharacterized. The record is from RefSeq and is a predicted model, not a curated record. Gene Ontology annotation, molecular function: 1-phosphatidylinositol 4-kinase activity. Lineage: Eukaryota; Ciliophora; Oligohymenophorea; Peniculida; Parameciidae. The transcript has 6 exons. Gene Ontology annotation, cellular component: membrane; cytoplasm. Gene Ontology annotation, biological process: phosphatidylinositol phosphate biosynthetic process; phosphatidylinositol-mediated signaling.
AUGAAUAACUCUAGUCUAAACGAUGAUACUCAUUAUUGUUGCAUAAUUAAUAGUAGAAGAAAUUCAGAUUCAUUUUUUGCAAAUCAUGUUAUAGAUGAUGAAGGUGAUGUAUUAAGUACUAAUGCAGUGCUUUUAUAACUAUAUAAAGGGGGUUUGGAUAUAGAAGUUAUCAAAGCCAAUUUGGAGAAAGUCAGAUUGAAUCCGAAUUGGUUGAGUUAGAAGAGAGAUGAUUUGGAGUAUUAUAUACCAUAAUUUAUCAAUUACUUGGUAUUCAAAGAAAAUCAUAAAGAAUUAAUAAAUUUCUUAAUAAAUGUAUGCGAAAAUCACUAUUUUUUUGCGCAUUUGACAUACUUUUAAUUAAAAUCCUUAUCGCAAGUAGUGAAUAAAAAAGUCAUAAAUCUCAAAGAGGUUUAAGAGUUUUUGAUUGAAUACAUAAAUAUAAUGAAAGCACAAUAUGGCGAUGAAUAUUUAAUCAACGGACAUGAAUAUGUUUCCCAUAACAUAAACAAAGAAGCAAUCUAGAUUUAUGGCACUGCAGAUUAUGAUUAUUCAACACCUAAACUUAAUGCAUCAGAAAUUAAUAUAAAGCAAUACACUUCAAUAAAUGGAGAUGAUUAAAUGACAGAUAGCAGUAUAGGAUUCUCAUCUACAAUCAAUUUCUGGAAUGACAUAAUCCGAAUUUCUGAAAGACUAUAUUUAGCUUACCCAUAAAUAAUAUCCUUAAAGGCAGAUCUACAAAGAAUAAAUGAGAAUUUACCAUCUUCUGUUUACAUACCUUUUGUUAAGGACUAAAUUAGAAACUAUGUAAUCUUGAAUAUAGUGGCAUCAGAAAGCAAAGUAUUCUCUACAAAAGAAAGAUCACCCUUCUAUAUUUGCCUAGAAAUCUACAGGCCAGAUGUUGAAAAGGAUCAAAGGAAUGACUACAAAUAAUCCAUUGCAAUGACCUUACACAAAUCUAUAUUACCAUAGAAAAUGUCGAUAACAGGUUCAAUCAAUAUUGAUUAAGCCAAAUGUAUAGUGUUCCAUAUAUAAUAAGAUACAAAAGUCCAUAAUAUCUCAGUUUCACAGCCUCUUCAAAUCAUUGAAGAAGACGUCAUUGAUGAAACACCCACUGUUUAGUUUUACUCGCCCUAAAAUGAUGACGAGAAAAGUGUUUAUUAAUCAUUUUUAAAAGAGCAGAAUGAUGAUUUCGUUAGUGUAGCUAGUUCAUUUGUAUAAGAUGUACAACAAAAAAGUAUAUUGCUUGGAGAAGAUGGACAGCAUUUAUUUGGUGAAUCAGCCAAGGAUUAGGAACAAAGAAUUAGGGAUUAGUCCUUAUUUGGUAAUUUGAAAUCCUGGCGAUUGGUUCAUCUCAUUGUGAAAUCAGGGGAUAAUCUGAAAUAGGAGUAAUUUGCCAUGCAACUCUUAUCAACUAUAGAUUAGAUAUUUAUAGCUGAAGAUCUUCCUAUGAGAUUAUCCAUUUAUGAAGUGCUAUCCUUGGGACCUAAUUAUGGAUUAAUAGAAAUGGUGAAAGAUGCUAUUACAAUUGAUUCAUUAAAACGAUAGUUAUGGAAUAGACAAUAAACAUUGACCUAAUUCUUCGAUAAUAAUUUUAGUGAUCGUCAUCGAACCAAUUUCCUGCAUAGCUUAGUUGGAUAUUCUCUAGCCUGUUAUAUUCUCUAACUCAAAGAUAGACACAAUGGAAACAUUUUAUUAAAAAGAGAUGGCCAUUUAGUCCAUAUAGAUUUUGGAUUUUUUUUGGGAAAUGCACCAGGAAAGGGAAUCGAAAUAGAAAAUAAAGUCCCAUUUAAGUUGUUAAGUGAAUAUAUCGAAAUACUUGGUGGGGUUUAAAGUGAUUUGUUUAAAAAGUUUAGAGAACUGUUUUAUAAAGGUUUUAUGGCCCUUAGAAAACAUAGUGAUCGAAUCUUAUUACUUGUAAAAAUGAUGUACUCUGGACAUAAGAACUCUAUGCCAUGUUUUAAAAGAGGAGAUAAAUCUAUAACUCAAUUGGAAGAGAGAUUUUAUUUGUAGGAGGAGAAUCAAAGAUUAAAUGUUAUCUGUUAAAAUAUCAUCAAUUCGUCCAUAGAUAACUGGAGGGCAAAAUGGUAUGAUAAAUACCAAUAUUAUUUUCAAGGUAUCUUUUAUUGA